CGAAAAAAAAAUUCAUUACGGGUGGUCGACCAUCCAUCUUCUCCCAUCCAAACCCCAUUCAAGCCCCAUUUUUACACACUCAAAGCAGGCUACGAGAACCAAAGAGAGAACAGCGCCCCAGCCGUCUCUCGCUAACCGCCCUCCGUCUGUCAUUGUUCGUCAGUUAAUGAAUAAUGAAUCUUCAAAGAACGAAUGUCCAUCCGGGACCAAUGGUUUGCGAUGUCCUAGACUUGGCACCCGGCAAACAUUGUUGUGAUAGGGUGUGGCAAGACUGUGAGUUUGGAGACGUGUCGGUGAAAUGUGUGAAAUUGUUUGGUAGCUUAAGGGAAAGACCUGACUUUUCUAAGGAGAAGGAUGAUAAGUCUAUUAUAAGCAAGCUCAUUUCAGAAAUUAUGUUCUCAAAAGUUGCGGCUGAUGGUGAUUACAAGACGGUCCCGCCUCAUCACAUGAAAAUUGAUGGGUUCCCCAACUUUAUUGUUCUUGGUGGUGGUGGUUUUGCUCUUCCUCCAUUUCCUUCUCCUGGGAUGCGGCUAUUUCUUCUUCCUCGAACUCCAGCGAGCGCAACUUCGCACAUCUUGGGCCGUGCCAGCGAGCAACUCCAAAAGGCAAAAGAUCACCUUGUUACCCGUCGUGCUAGAGAACAGAGCACCACCCAUAAUCUUCAACAUCAAGGCCCGAGCAUGCUGCAAAAAGCCAACCUUCGUGCUAUGAUCACCAACAGGAAUGAGUACGAUUGCAUUCAUUCUGAUCUGCGUCUUGCGCAAGUCUUCUAAAGAUGGCCUAAACUCAUUUCUGCACACAAUUGGGCCCAAUACUCAUUCGUGUUGCCACGCGAACCAACAACAGGGGUGCCAUCUACGGGGAGACCAAGUGGGACCUCUAUAUUGUUAGACAAAUCUGCAACUCUAGAGGGGGUGAAUAGAGUUGUUUUCAAGAAUGUGCGUUUUUCGCAUGUGCGAAAUAAUAAAAUCGCAGGAAUAAAUAAAGAGAGUAAGG
Cuscuta campestris is the source of this 996-nucleotide messenger RNA. NCBI's taxonomy places the organism in Eukaryota, Viridiplantae, Streptophyta, Magnoliopsida, Solanales, Convolvulaceae. The record is from the annotation of a GenBank genome assembly.